Anopheles maculipalpis is the source of this 284-nucleotide messenger RNA. Its product is annotated as turripeptide Ici9.2-like. Lineage: Eukaryota; Metazoa; Arthropoda; Insecta; Diptera; Culicidae. The record is from RefSeq and is a predicted model, not a curated record. Gene Ontology annotation, molecular function: protein binding. Bases 5 to 283 code for a protein of 92 amino acids. The transcript has a single exon.
CGAGAUGCGUGUGCUAAGCGUUGCUGUUCUACUAUUGGUGGUGUUGGUGGCUCUACUCGUCCCGAGCGCUACCGCAAUAAGAAGUUACAAAGGAAUGUGCGCCUGUCCGAAGAUCUAUCUGCCCGUUUGUGGAAGCGACAUGGAAACGUACGCAAACACCUGUCUGUUCCGGUGCAAGGCUGAAAGUUCGUAUGGUAAAUCGGUUGGCUUGCGGAUUCUGCACAAAGGAGAUUGUGAGACGAAGGACCCGGUGAGAAUUCCCGAAGAGAUUCCCUUCGAAUAAG